Messenger RNA from Salvia hispanica, 1388 nucleotides. RefSeq names its product actin-related protein C2B (gene ARPC2B). The record is from RefSeq and is a predicted model, not a curated record. Gene Ontology annotation, cellular component: Arp2/3 protein complex; actin cytoskeleton. Lineage: Eukaryota; Viridiplantae; Streptophyta; Magnoliopsida; Lamiales; Lamiaceae. Gene Ontology annotation, molecular function: actin filament binding; structural constituent of cytoskeleton. Gene Ontology annotation, biological process: Arp2/3 complex-mediated actin nucleation; actin filament polymerization.
CUUCUCACCAACAAUAAGUUGCAAUCUUCCCUCCUCAAACUACACACAAACUCAAACAACAACAAGAAAUGGCAUGCUUUGAAAGGGUCUCACCAGCAUUGAGGGAAAUCCUCACCAGGAUACACAGAGCAGAAAGGCCACUCGAGGUAGACCACCACGUGCACGAAUUCGGCUCCGUACACUACCAUGUCAAGCAUUCAGUGACAGAUCCAGUUUACACCUAUUUAUCAGUGUCAACACCUCUUCUAUCAUCUCAAGGGCUCCCAAUCUCAUCACAGCUUCUUCCUCAACACACUCUUGAGAUGGUUAAUGGAAUUUUCCCCGGGGUUAUGGAGGCCCUCGUCCCUCCCAACGAGGGCUAUCAGCUGACUCUGAAGCUCGACAUUUCAAGAAUCCCACAUGACAACAAUAAAGCCUCCACAAAGAUGAUUUCAGACAUAGCCUCAGUUCAAUCAAUGCUAGUGAGCAAUCAGUUGAAGGAAAUUUUAAGGAGUGUUGAUUCUCAAGAAGUUGGCCAUGGGAUUUACAAACCAAUCAAACUCAUAUAUCAUCCAAGGGAGUCAUUCUUUGUCAUCAAACAGCCAGCAAAGAUGAGUGCAAUAUUUCCAAUGCGAUUCAAGGAGAAGGAAGACGUGAUCAUUGCCACGGCCUUCUUUCAGGAACUCAUGGAUGUGGGAAGCACAGAAGCAUUCCGAAAGGCCCCUCACUGCAUAUGGUCGCCUAUUCCGCCUGCAGAGCUGAGAGGCGAGCCGAUUGAAGACCUCAGCACAAACGGAGGCUUCCUCUCUUUUGACAUAACGGCGCGACAUGUGCAAGGGAAGAAGCUGGAGAAGACAGUGUGGAACCUUCUAAACGUGUAUACAUUUGUGAAGUGGCAUGUGAAGAGCAGCAGAGGCUUCGUGCAAAGAAGAAUGAGAAUGCGGCUUGAUAAGUUAGUUCAGCCGCUGCGUGAUGUGGAGAAUGAGGAAGAUGAUGAUCACCAAGAGACGAGGAAGAAGUCGAAGAAGAAGAAGAAGAAGAAGGUUGAUGGAGGAUGUACGAAUGUGAGGAAAUGGAUAAGGGUGUCGAAGAAGAAGAUUCUAGAGAGGAAUGAGGAGUUGGGUAAUAAAAUGAAGCGGAUUCGGUCGAGAAUCAAGAUUCGAUGCUUCAGCCGUUUGCGUAGGAAAUGGCUCAGAAUGCCCAAAUUCUCUCCAGUUACAAGGUAUAUGAAGCUCGAAUGAACAUAUUUGUUCAGCUAAGGAAGGAAGGAAACAUCUUAGUAGGAGGGUUAUUAGUCUCCAUGUAUUAUUAGCAAUAAAAAUCCUACUCCUUUUUUUAUAAUUUUCUAGAGCUAUGAAAAUACAUGUGAAAUUGGGUUGCUUUCAUUUUACUACGUAAACUUUGGAUAA